CCAUUAGUCUUGCUUCAGCUCUGCAAGCUGUCGCACCCGUCGAUCGUCGUGAAAUUAGUUACUGCACUUGCACCAACUCGCCCGAUACAUACAUAUAUACAAAUCAGCCAUGAAGUUUUACCUGUUGGUGAUUGCAGCCCUCUCGUUUUUGGCCUACAUCAGUUGUGAUGGAUGCAUCCAGUGCCACUCGAAGGACAACGAACGCUGCGCCACUGAUCCAUUGAGCCUGCUCAAUCGCAACUGUUCCGACGGAUCCUCCAACUGCUACUCCCGCGUCCUGGAUGGCUACACAAUUCGCGGUUGCGCCAUCGAUCUGGACAACGCCACACGGAAUGCGUGCAACAACGAGCUGCAGUGCCAGCUGUGCACCUACAGCGAGGGAUGCAACCGGAACACCUUCCCGUUGACCCGCCUCAUGUGUCUGCAGUGCAGCGGCAACUCGACCUCGUCGUCCUGCGCCACGGAGACCUAUGUGUCGCCCAAGAUCUGCCCGCUGUACAAGUUCGGCGACAAGUGCUACAUUCGCAAUAGCAACCGCACCGUGGACGGAUCCUUCCAGCGCGGCUGCCUCACCUCGGCGAAUGCCAAGAAGCAGUGCGUCAAGGAUGGCAACUGUUACACGUGCGAGGGACGCGGCUGCAACUUCCUGCGGGCCAAUGACACCACCAUUCCUUUGGCCCGCGACGGCGGCUCCAACUUGAUCAUGUCCAUGACGCUGCUGAUCAGCGGACUCGUCGCCGCCUGGAGGCUCUAGGAUGGAACGACGGCCAGAGUCCAUGGGCGCCAGUUCAUACUGCCACCUACCCAGUUCUUUUAGAAUCCCCGUCUCAUUUUUUAAACACCAUGAUACACUGGGAUGUAGUAGCCUUACAUGUAUUCUAUUUUAUUUCUGUGCCUUAAGAAAUAAAGAUAACUAAACUAAAUGAGACAAAUCAGAAA
Molecule: messenger RNA, 939 nt
Organism: Drosophila mauritiana
Lineage: Eukaryota; Metazoa; Arthropoda; Insecta; Diptera; Drosophilidae
Exons: 3
Coding region: 110-754 (214 amino acids)
Source: RefSeq, a predicted model, not a curated record